UUGGCCAGCGAUACAUAGCUGAGUUGUCGCCCUGCAUACCCGCACAAUCUUCACAGAGUCCAUAUGAACUGACCAUGUCAACUAAUGUUCACCUUGAAGUGGCGUCAAAUCAGCUGGCCCAAGAUCUGUCACAGAUCGUUGAUAAUUUCACGUUACUGGAUAUCUUGAGCAAAGAGGAACAGGAAAUGGUCCUGGAGCAGAAGAUUGAUAACAUUAAGAAGACGAACCAAGAAAGGAUGCGGAGAUACCAGGAAAUUGAGGAAGACAAACGGCGAGCAAGCCAAGAUGGGAUGACCAUUCCAAGCACCCCAUUGCAGGAACCUACAAGCCCCUCAUUUCCUCCAGACUUACCUGCAACCUCCCCUACUCAACAGUCGACAAGUCCAUCUGUAGAUAGCGGGCUUGCAUCACCAGCAUCAUCCAUUGAGAAGCACGGGGAUGAUGGAGGUGGGGGAAGGGAUUAUAUUCAGGAUGGGGAGAGGGUUGGAAGUGGAGGGUCAAGACGAAGACAAGAAUCUUCGGCCAAGGAACCUAGCUCGAUGAGAACACGCAGUGAGACAAUAGAGAUUAACCUUCACACAUCAGGCACUGGUCUUGGGUUUGGGGUCAUGAACUUCCCUGGUAUCGGCGUAACGAUCAAGACCAUCUUGCCAAACGGUGUUGCAGGAAUGGAUGGACGACUACAUUCUGGGGAUCUCCUUCUUGAGAUUAAUGGCGUGGAUGUAGAGAAAAAGACUCGCGAUGAGGUGUACAGCAUCCUUAAGGAAUGCAAGGGAGAAGUCAAUCUUGUUGUAUCAAGAGAAGUUAUACAGGUGCCAAAUAGAGGGCCGCCUCCUCAGAAACGAGAAGGCCAGAGAAGAGGGCCGCCUAAAGAAGCCUCCAGACCCAAGCGAGAGGAUUUGGUGGUGACAUUUCAGAAUGAUCAGAUGGUUCGAGAGCAGAAGGUGAAACGCAAAGUGACGAUUCGGGGUGGACAGCAAGAGGAUCUGAUGAUCUCUGUGGAGAAUGAUCAAGGGAAACCACCAGGGCGUGGUGGUGGGGGAGGAGGUGGUAGGGGGCGUGGUCGGACGGUCAGAGUCAGUAAAGAGGAAGUCAAGAGACGGGAGUUUGAACUGAAACAGAAGGAUAAUUACGAUAGAGUAGAGGCUGAAAUUGCUGCAAUGAGGGAAGCAUUAGAAAAUCAGAAAGCCACAGGUGUCACCGACUCCCCAUCAAAGUCUGUUUAUAGUUUCCUUGAUGACCCUGCCCGCUACGGGGCCGAUCCAGAUCAUGAACGCUCCGCUAAAGGAAAUCAACACAGCGGUGGAAGAAGGAAACAACACGUCAGAGGUGGGCAGGAGUCUGACAUUGGGGGAGGCAGAGGCCGCAGGAAAGACCAGCGUGGACGUGGGGGUCAUUCUCAAGGAAGGGGUGCGCCAGAGUCCACUACAGAGACGGUCACAAUGAGCGGGAAGGAACGGCGCGAGUACGAAGCCUGGAAGCGAGAACGCGAGAAGAUCGACCAAGAGCGCAUACGCAGACACAAACAAGCUACUACAGGAGACCAGGGAAUGCAGUGGAACCCUGGGAAGGAGAAGGCAGUCGAGGAAGAGUGGAAAGAAAAUGUUACUUUGCCGGCAAAACAAGAGCAGGGGGAUCAGGGAGAAAUGAGGAUCGGUCACUGGGAUGCAACGGAUGCAGUCACUAAUCAAAGAGACAAGAGAAGUGGGGGUGGACAUUUUGAACAUGAUGAUCGUGUCAAAGGUCAAACCCCUGACCAGGACCCACGCAUUGGGAGUGGACGAUUCACCCAAGAAAGUAAUCAGCGAGGCCGAGGAGGUGGGAGAGGAUUCUACCGCGGUGGCCGGGGCGCCGAUCGAGGGCGUCGGGGACGCGGGGGAAGCGGAUCCGACGAGAGUAGACCGGGCAGGCGAACCUCUCCGCAAAGUCCUCAAAAUGAGUCACCGAAUAAUUCUCAAGGAGACAACGGCCGACAACAAACAUCAGAGUCAAAUUCUCGAGAUGAUUCGUACGGGCAGUGGCAGCAGUCAGCGGGAUCUGACUGGAACGCUGGAGGCUCGUCGAAUACUACACAGUGGGAGAGUGAAUCAACCAAGGCAUUAAGAGACAACACUGAGAGCUUACACAUCGGCCCCUUGCCCAGUCCGUCAUCAGCGAGUGAUGGGGUUAAAUCCCCCAGGAGUCCAGUGUCUCCGUUUACUCCUACUGGUCACACCUUCCUGGUAGAUUGGGCUGCCGAAGUCGAAGCACGGCAUCCCGAUGAUGGUAGUUUUUCUACUGGGAAUGAUCUUGUUUAUAGCAAUUCACAGACAAACCAGGGUUUUUGA
Asterias rubens (European starfish) is the source of this 2327-nucleotide messenger RNA. Its product is annotated as coiled-coil domain-containing protein 9-like. The transcript has 14 exons. Gene Ontology annotation, molecular function: protein binding. Bases 75 to 2327 code for a protein of 750 amino acids. The record is from RefSeq and is a predicted model, not a curated record. NCBI's taxonomy places the organism in Eukaryota, Metazoa, Echinodermata, Asteroidea, Forcipulatida, Asteriidae.